This is a messenger RNA of Meriones unguiculatus (Mongolian gerbil), 3106 nucleotides long. It is a transcript of the gene Cd1d, whose product is annotated as CD1d molecule. Gene Ontology annotation, biological process: antigen processing and presentation, exogenous lipid antigen via MHC class Ib; immune response; positive regulation of T cell mediated cytotoxicity. The coding region runs from base 513 to 1640 and encodes 375 amino acids. Lineage: Eukaryota; Metazoa; Chordata; Mammalia; Rodentia; Muridae. Gene Ontology annotation, cellular component: external side of plasma membrane. The transcript has 5 exons. Gene Ontology annotation, molecular function: lipopeptide binding; endogenous lipid antigen binding; exogenous lipid antigen binding. The record is from RefSeq and is a predicted model, not a curated record.
UGAGCGGCGCGCACAGCCCUCGCUUCUGCUUCCAGUGAGCACAAACCACGACGUCGCGCGGGAAAACACCGUGCGCCUGUAGGCUCCCCAGAAGGAGUCAAGGAAGACAGCGGACAGGCAGGAGAGGGACGGCAGGUGGGGCCACGGGGCCGGUGUGAGCGCAGCCUGUCCUCCGCGCGCACAGCACCCACCGGCGGGCCGGGGCAGCGCCCGCAGACCCCGCUGCCAGCUGACACCGCGUUUUUCCUCUUUCGUUUUCGAUGACUUCGGAGCUGUGACACGAGCACAGCUCUAGGCCUUGCUUUACCGAGGCGGCGGGGUCUCCGCCUCGCUCCUCAGCGCACGGGAAGACCGAGAAAAGCCGGUCGUGUGGGCGCUGUGCUGCGGCCCUCCAAGGCGAGGGCGACUGCGGAGAGUGUGUGUGACUGCGGCCGAGCCUGGCUUCCGGGCCUGGGGCGCUGCUACGCCCGCGGCGGCCCGAGCGAGGCACGGAAGCGGCCGGCCGGCUCGCCAUGCGGUGGCCGCCGUGCCUGCUGCUCUGGCUGCUCGCACCGGCCUGGGGACAGUCCGAGGGUGAGCGGCGGUGCGCGCAGACGGGCGGAGAGCAGGGGCGCUGCGGGCGGCGGGCCGCGCUCACGGCGCGCUCCCGGUCUCCAGCCCAGCAGAACUUCACCCUCCGCUGCCUGCAGAUCUCGUCCUUCUUCAACAGCAGCUGCUCGCGCACAGACGGCUCGGCCUGGCUCGGGGAUCUGCAGACUCACCGGUGGGACAAUGCCUCCGACGCCAUCCAGUUCCUCAGGCCCUGGGCCCAGGGCACAUUUAGUAACGAGCAGUGGCAGAAGCUGCAGCGCGUGUUUCAAGUGUAUCGGCUUAGCUUCACCAGGGACAUACAGGAAUUAGUGAAAAUGUUUCCUGAAGGACACCUACACUGUGAGUGGAGGGAGCCCGGAACAGAUCCCAUUGAGCUGCAGAUGUCUGCUGGCUGUGCCGUGUGCCCUGGGAAUGCUUCGGAGAGCUUUCUCCAAGUAGCAUAUCAAGGAGAACAUAUCGUGAGUUUCCAGGGAACUUCCUGGCAGAAGGCCCCGGAGGCCCCACCUUGGAUAGAGCUGCCCAUCAAGGUGCUCAACAGUGACCAAGGGACGAAGGAAGAAGUGCAGCGACUCCUGAAUGACACCUGCCCCCAGUUCCUCCGUGGCCUCCUGGAGGCAGGGAAGACAGACCUAGAGAAACAAGAGAAGCCUGUGGCCUGGCUGUCCGAAGGCCUCAGUCCUGCACACAGCCACCGGCAGCUGGUGUGUCAUGUCUCCGGCUUCUCCCCAAAGCCUGUGUGGGUGAUGUGGAUGCGGGGUGACCAGGAGGAGCAGAACACCCACAGAGGUGACGUCCUGCCCAACGCUGAUGGGACGUGGUACCUCCAGGCAAGCCUGGACGUGGAGGCUGGAGCUGCGGCUGGCCUGGCCUGCUGGGUGAAGCACAGCAGUCUGGGAGGGCAGCCCAUCGUCCUCUACUGGGCAGGUGGCAAGCCGUUAACCACGGGCCUUCUGACCCUGAUCGUCUUCAUGCUCCUCACAGUUGUGUCCUGUAUGUUCAUCGCCGUCUACCACACCCGGAAGCGCUGCUUCUAUCAAGACAUCCUGUGACCCUAGCACCUGCCUCUCCCAAAGCUCAGACCUUCCAGCUCUCGGACUUCAGUCCCGUCUGCUCAGGGACCGAGCAUCACAGAGAAGAGUCCUGGAGAAAGGAAGAGCAAGCCAGCUUCUAACGAUGUUUAAAGGGUGUUGAUUUAUUUUACAAGUUUCUAAGCUUGGUGCUUCAGAACAAGCACAGUCGCCGAUGUGUAAUUACAGGGACCAGCUGUGGGCAGGGUUUCAGGGAAUUUGCACUGAACUGGAAAGCCACUUCCCACCCAAACACAUGCAUCGGGGUUUGUUGGCAAGGGUAAAGUCCAACAUGGCUGUUCUCGGUACUUUUCAAGAUAACUAGAAAUAUGGAUUUUUACAAUGACAAACUGAUUUUUAAAAGUGUUAGAUGCCAACACUUUAAGGGAGUGUCAGAUACCAACCUGCUGGCUGACGGCACCAAGGGCUUCCAGCCUAUGGCUCUUUAAAAAGUGCUUGUCUUAAAUGGCACAGUGACUAUUUCAGAAAAUAGUCUCUAUUGCAAAUCUGCAUUAAUGGCUGAAACGUGUUUUAGCUUUAAAAUAAAAUUAAAAUGUAAGACGCAGAGGUGUCCAGAGGUUUCACUUGGAGUGACAGUAUUUAAAAACGAGAAGUCACCAAAUACACCUAUUUUGUUGGAAAAAGAAAAACCUGCUCUCCUUGGGUUAUUUCUCUCAAACACGGCUCUAACGUGCAUCCAGAACAUCCCUCAAGGCCCCGAUGGUGAAGGUCUGGCUCCCACCCUGGCACUGUCAGGAAGCGUUGGCUACCACUGCAGUGAAGGAGGAAAGUUGGCGUCGGCACUGCCACUGUCAUAGCAGCACGGGUCCCUCCCAGGGCCUCGCUCACAGCAGGACUGUGGUUCCUGGACUUAGACGGAACUCUCGGGAAAGAAAACAGUAGGACAAGCAAGCAGGAGAUCUGGGAAGAUUCCAGGGGUGGGAAAUGGAUUAAGUUAUGUCUUCAAGAGCGUCAGGGAGUCACACACCUUGAAAGACAGAGUAGACACGUUAGUUCUCUGUUUCGGGCGUUUGUUCCCGGCAGUUUUUGCUGAGGGAACAGAAAACCACUCACCUCCCUGGGGGAAGAGGGCCUUGAACUCAAAGUCAAAUUUUACCCUUUGGGGCUAUCGGGGAAGAAAUAUUUAAUAUUUGGUUUAGCCUUGUGUUAUACUAAAUGCUACUCUGGUGACCUGGCUGAACUCAGGCUGUAUAUAAGAUAGGAAGAAAGAAAAGCUAGCUACAGUAAUUGUCAGUUUCCCAUUUAGGGCGUUUUUGUUUAGUUGGUUUUGUUUUGUUUUGUUUUGUUUUGUUGAAGCUAUUUAAACCCCCUGACAUGGUUGUCUUUAAUCUGGGAAUGAGUUACAAGUGAUUUCCUCAAAGACCCAGUGCUGACUUACUUUCAGUUUAGCCCAACAAUUGGAAAUAAAUUAGAACUUGGCAAUUUUC